Camponotus floridanus (Florida carpenter ant) is the source of this 1422-nucleotide messenger RNA. Its product is annotated as ras-related protein Rap1. Bases 288 to 1109 code for a protein of 273 amino acids. The transcript is spliced from 4 exons. NCBI's taxonomy places the organism in Eukaryota, Metazoa, Arthropoda, Insecta, Hymenoptera, Formicidae. The record is from RefSeq and is a predicted model, not a curated record. Gene Ontology annotation, molecular function: GTP binding; GTPase activity.
CGCAUUGCCGUAUUCGUCUACACACCAGCGUGUCAGAUCGUCCAUUCAGCGAGCCAUUAGGGAAACGCAUAUUCGGUGGUCGGAGUGCCCGACUUCGUGUGUCGCGAAGGUUUUGCGAUUUUGACGGUUGUCCGACUGACCGGUGAUAUCAACGCAGCAUCUUCGUCUCGUCGUCUUGUUUUGGAGAACCGUUUUCCCGCGCUUGCCACGAAGUCGAUUUGCACCUAUUAAAUACCACGCCGCUUUCACUCUCGACGUGCCUCGUUUGCAUAAAUUCCACGGCACAAAUGAUGAAAGGCCGUCAUCAGUUUCGCCGUCGCUUCAGUUUGCAACCUUCGGCGCAUUUAAAAGAAGAACAGGAAGAUGGAACAACAAAGAAUGCCAGGAACGACAGAUUGUCGGAAUCGGACAGCGGUGGUGGAAAAUCGGCCGAGAGUUCGAUUCGGCAUAAGAUCGUGAUGAUGGGCGCAGCGAAAGUCGGCAAGUCAGCAAUAAUUAACCAGUUUCUUUACAGUACAUUCACGCCAAAGUACAAGCGCACCGUCGAGGAGAUGCAUCACGGUGAUUUCAAUGUUUCCGGGAUCCAAUUGACUCUCGACAUUUUAGACACAUCCGGUUCGUAUGAGUUUCCAGCAAUGAGAGAUUUAUCGAUCAAAUCAGCUGAUGCCUUCGUUCUGGUUUACGACGUCAACGAUUCUAAUACGUUUCUCGAGGUGAAGACCCUCAGGGCUCAGAUACUCAGCACGAAAGGAGCCGUCCCUAUAGUAGUUGUUGGUAACAAGAUCGAUCUCGUAGAAACGGAGCAGGAGGUGGAGACCGAGAGCACGAGAGAAUUAGUAACCAUGAAAUGGGAAAACGGCUUCGUGGAAGUGUCCGCAAAGGAAAACCUAAAUAUCUCUCAAGUAUUUAAAGAGCUUCUCAUCCAAGCCAAGCUGAAGUAUAAUCUAAGCCCGGCGCUGCAACGUCGCCGUCGGCAGUCCUUGCCACCUCCACAGCAUCUGAAUUCGCGCAGCAGCAGCACUCACGUGCCAUCGCCAGCUCAGCUUCAACAUCUGCAACAGAUUCGCGAACGUUCCGAUUCUAAAAGGAAUUCUUGCAUUUUGUCGUAAAGUGAAAUCUUUGCUGAUAUCGUCGUGAUAAAUUUCCCCUGACGAUUCCACGUAUACCGAAUCGAUUGGCGUCCAAUCUGAGAAUUAUCAAGCGUGACAGAUGACAGAUGAUUAAAUGACCCGUAUGAAGUUUUAUUUAUAGAUACGAUAAGCUAUGGUUAUCGAUUAUUUACGAGAUUUCGAUAAUUCAUACGACGCCACGAAAAAAACGUGAUGAUUCGGUAUUUUGCCCAUCAAAUAUGAGUCGCAAAAUAUUUAAACGAGUCUAAAAACGUGCAUAUGUUCGGAAAAGUUUUGCUCUGAUAUCAUUAUU